Alternaria conjuncta is the source of this 366-nucleotide messenger RNA. RefSeq lists its product as uncharacterized. The coding region runs from base 1 to 366 and encodes 121 amino acids. The record is from RefSeq and is a predicted model, not a curated record. Lineage: Eukaryota; Fungi; Ascomycota; Dothideomycetes; Pleosporales; Pleosporaceae. The transcript is spliced from 2 exons.
AUGUACAUACCCAAUCCAAUAUUCACCUAUUACGGCCAAGCCACCACGAAGCGUGGAGUACGUCCUGACGAGCAUGCCAUUGCCUAUUCGCUAGGACAGCAACCACAACUUGUACAGGGUGAAGCGCCGCUCCGGAAGGUUCCCAUCCCAAUCGAAAUGGAGGAAAACAACAGGGCGCUGGUCCCAGCCUCCAGAAUUUACUUCGCCAUCCACCACCCGAUUCAGUACAACGUCAAGGUGAAAAACCUCGGCCACGUGCAUCCAGAUUAUCUUCCCACUUUCCUUGGCUACUGGAACCAGGAGAACACUGACUCACAGGACGACCCUGAUGUGGCACAAAACCCAAACAAUACGGACAAUUUCUAA